AAUUGAAGAUUACAGAUAUGGAAGAUUUAAUAGAGAAGAUGGAUUAUUAUCUAUCUGAAUUCAAUGUUAUCUCCAAAUCUCCUAUGAAUUUGGUCAUGUUCAAAUUUGCUAUAGAACAUGUAUCUAGAGUGUCGAGGAUACUCAUGCAACCCAGUGGUAACGUCUUGUUGGUGGGAAUAGGAGGUUCUGGACGGCACAGUUCCGCUAAGUUAGCAGGGUUCAUGGCUGAGAGCAACCUGUUUGAGAUCGAAUUGACACGAAACUAUAGUAUAUCCGAUUGGAGGGAUGACUUGAAGAAACUAUUUACCCGAGCUGGUUGUGAAGGAAAACCUAUCAUAUUCCUUUUUGCGGAUACUCAGAUUGCCGACGAAAUGUUCAUUGAAGAUAUCAAUACUGUUCUGAAUACUGCUGAUGUUCCCAACUUAUUUGCUCCUGAUGAUAAAAAUUUCUCUAUGACCUCUUUGAAAGAAAUCCACCCGUCUCUUUGA
This is a messenger RNA of Leptinotarsa decemlineata (Colorado potato beetle), 488 nucleotides long. RefSeq names its product dynein heavy chain 3, axonemal (gene Dnah3). The record is from RefSeq and is a predicted model, not a curated record. Gene Ontology annotation, molecular function: ATP hydrolysis activity; dynein intermediate chain binding; dynein light intermediate chain binding. Gene Ontology annotation, biological process: microtubule-based movement. NCBI's taxonomy places the organism in Eukaryota, Metazoa, Arthropoda, Insecta, Coleoptera, Chrysomelidae. Gene Ontology annotation, cellular component: dynein complex.